GGUGAACGCGGGGAAGGGAAAGGAAAAGGAAAGAGAGAGAGUGAAGAGCAGCGCAGUGUGCAAGGACAAAAGAAGCUAAAGACAAAACAGCCUCGCGGCUCUCCUGAAGGCAAGGCAGGUCCUGAGGAGACAGCAGAUGGCAGCAGCCCCACGAAAAAGAAGAAAAGUAGAAGAAAAUCGAAAGUGCAGCAAGAGAAGACUGAAGCAGAUGCUGACAAAGACAUCAACCAACAGGAAAACAGAAACAACUUUAAAAACAAAUCUUCUAAAAGGAAGAAGACAAAUGAGGAAACAGAAGGAGUUGAAACAGGGAAGAAAGAGAACAGGGAAGGAACUGAAGGAAACCAAAGCACAAAGGAGGAGUUGUCCUUAACAGCCUCUGUGGAAGAGGCAAAUUGUCCACCCUCCAGUUUGAUGAUCCUUGGAGACUAUGACAGCAAGCCAGUGCAGAAGGUUCAGCCCUUCCUACCUCAGUGGCUUGCUCAACCCAAACGAGUGCAGAAACGCAUCAAAGAUAACCUAUGUCCAAUCAGAGAUGUCCCAGGGAUUCACCCCAAGCUGCUGAGAAAGCUGCAAAUGAAUGGCAUAGAGUCCUUCUUCCCAGUUCAGGCAGAGGUGAUUCCUGCCAUUCUCCAAAGUGCCUCCAACGGGUAUCUGAUGGGGCAGGGGGGAUAUCGCCCCAAGGACAUCUGUGUCUCAGCACCCACAGGCAGUGGUAAAACCCUGUCCUUUGUCAUACCCAUUGUGCAGGUUCUGUUAGACCGAGUAGUUUGCCAAGUGCGAGCUCUGGUUGUUCUGCCCACCAAAGAACUGGCACAACAGGUGAGUAAAGUGUUCAACAUUUACACUGACGGGACGGGGCUGAAGGCCGUUUUGAUUACUGGCCAGAAACCUUUUGCAAGGGAGCAGGAGAUGCUUGUCCAGAAAAAAGUGACAGGCUACUGCAGCCUGGCUGACAUUGUUGUGGCCACACCAGGGAGACUCACAGAUCACAUUAACCAGACCCCAGGCUUCAGCCUGACGCAGCUUCGUUUCCUGAUCGUAGAUGAAGCUGACCGUAUGAUCGAUGACAUGCACCAGAACUGUCUGAACCAAAUUGUAAAAGCUGCAUUCCGAGUAGAAAAUGACUCUGACUCCAACAUGCUUUUUCAGAGGACCAAACCAGGGCCUAUAACAGCAGCCAGCUCCUGCUCUCCUCAGAUACCCUUACAGAAACUGCUGUUUUCAGCCACGCUGACCCAGGACCCAGAGAAACUGCAGCAGCUGGACUUAUUCCAGCCUCGCCUCUUCACAUCUGUCUACUCUGAGAGAAAAACACUCGGAGAUGGAACAGAGACUGAAACAGAUACUGACAAGAAGUACACCCUUCCCGAGGGGCUGUCGCAAUGUUACGUGCCUUGUGACCUGAAUUCCAAGCCUUUGCUCCUCUUGCAUUUCAUGCUGACAAUGAAGUUCACCCGUGUGUUGUGCUUUACCAACUCCAGGGAAGCUUCUCACAGGUUGUUCCUGCUGGUUCAAGCCUUUGGUGGAGUCACAGUGGCUGAGUUUUCUUCUCGGUUACCUCCAAAGGAGAGAAGGAGAACCAUGAAGGAGUUUGAACAAGGGAAAAUACAACUGUUAAUCAGCACAGAUGCCACUGCACGAGGGAUUGAUGUGAAGGGAGUGAAUUAUGUCAUCAACUAUGACGCGCCACAGUUCAUCAGGACAUACAUUCACCGAGUUGGAAGAACAGCUCGUGCAGGAGAAGUGGGUGUGGCUUUCAGCUUUGUCCUUAGAAUUCAGGAACGCCGGUUCCUGCGGAUGUUGAGGGAUGCUGGAAUCCAGGACAUAAAGAAACGUCCAGUGAAGGGCAACUCCUUAAAGCCAUUGGUGCAGCAGUAUGAAGAAGCUCUGUGUGAGCUUGAGAAGACAGUCAAGAACGAGCGAGCACAAAAACGAGCCUGA
Messenger RNA from Acanthisitta chloris (rifleman), 1944 nucleotides. RefSeq names its product DEAD (Asp-Glu-Ala-Asp) box polypeptide 51 (gene DDX51). The annotation marks the transcript as partial. The record is from RefSeq and is a predicted model, not a curated record. Gene Ontology annotation, molecular function: ATP binding; nucleic acid binding. The transcript has 15 exons. Gene Ontology annotation, cellular component: nucleus. Lineage: Eukaryota; Metazoa; Chordata; Aves; Passeriformes; Acanthisittidae.